AUGUUUGAUAUUUAUACCGACGGCUCGGGCAUCGAUGGAAAAAUCGGAGCUGCUUUUGUCGUGUAUUACUAUGGUACUGGGAUUCACCAAGAAUGCUAUAGAAUGAACUCAUAUAACUCGGCGUUUCAAGUCGAAUGUUGUGCUCUUGAAAAGGCUCUAUCGUAUGUUCAAUCUGAAAUUCCAUGUUCUUCUAUACUUAAUAUUUAUAGUGAUUGUCUCUCUUUAUUACAGGUUUUAUCCCGUCCCAUCUCUACAAAUUAUACCAUUUUUAAUAUUAAGAAAUUGUAUGGUGACAUCUCUAGUAAUGCUACAAUUAGACUGCAUUGGAUUAAAGCUCAUGCAGGAUUUAUGGGCAACGAGAGAGCGGAUGUGUUGGCUAAGAAGGCUGCUUUGUCUGAUUCUGUCGAUUAUAUUGAAAUUCCUGGAUCAAAAAGAAUAGCUAACAGAGUAAUAUUGGAGGAUUGCUUGAAGGAGUGGAAAACCAGAUGGUCUGAGUCGGAGAAGAACAAAGAACAUCUACGAUUCAUACAGAUUAAAAGGCACAUGACACUUUACAAUAAUAUUGAUGUUAAUCAAUUCCUCACUGGGCAUGGAAGAUUUCCAAGUUACCUGAAAAAAUCCUGCUUACAAGAGACAGAUCUAUGUCCAAGAUGUGAGGUCCCUGCAGACUCAGACCAUUUUUUCUAUCGAUGUGAAAUCUUUAAAGACUUGAGAGACUUACACGGUAUCACAGAUGGACACGUUUUGGAUGUACGUAAACAUGUUAAGUAUGUGGAGGCCGUUCUGGGCUACAUAAAUGUAAAUAGAAUUGAAUGUGGAAUUUUAAUAUGA
This is a messenger RNA of Stegodyphus dumicola, 831 nucleotides long. RefSeq lists its product as uncharacterized. NCBI's taxonomy places the organism in Eukaryota, Metazoa, Arthropoda, Arachnida, Araneae, Eresidae. The record is from RefSeq and is a predicted model, not a curated record.